CCAAAGCAGGCAGUUAGCCAUUUACCGUCAGCCGUAUUACUUUGACUAUACUCACUAUCUUACCCCCAUUUUAGACGAAUUCAAGCCCACAUGUAUUAAUACCCACAACUGAGGUCUGAGCAGGAGAAGACGGACAGCUUUUGAGGGCUUUUUGAAACGAAAACAGAAACAAAAUCCUCCACAAAGAAGAGAGUCGGAGGGGAUUGGAGAAGCAAGAUGAUGCUGAUGGGCAAUGGUAAGGCAUCAUCAAGCAAUCGUGAGGUGGCGUUAAGUCCAGCAGCUCGGUUGUUUCAUGCUCCACGCUUCAACUGUUAUAUCAUCGCCAUCAUCGGUUGCAAGACGCCAAUCAAUCCUAACGUUGUUAAAGCUGGUUUGGAACAUACUUUGCUCAAGCAUCCUAGAUUCUCCAGCAAGUUGGUCGUUGAUGGCAGCAAGUACUGCAGAAAGCAAAAAUGGAGUCAAACGAAAGUAAAUAUGGAGGAUCAUGUUAUUGUUCCUGAAUUGGAUUCCAACAUAGAUUUUCCAGACAGAUUUGUGGAAGACUAUGUGUCAAAUCUCACAAGAACUCCCUUAGACCUCUCAAAACCAUUAUGGGAAAUCCACCUUCUCAACAUCAAAACCUCAGAUGCAGAGGCUGUUGGGAUUUUUAGGAUCCACCACUCAAUGGGGGAUGGUGCAUCUCUAAUAUCUCUUCUCCUAGCUUGCACGAGAAAAACCUCUGACCCUGAAGCAUUGCCUACUAUUCCAGCCAAAAACCGUGCAAGUUCAAAUAAUUCGAACGGGUUUUGGUGGUUCCUUUUAGCAUUUUGGUUGUUUUUAAGGUUGAUUUGGAACACUGUGGUGGAUAUCUUAUUGAUUGCGGCGACCAUUUUAUUUCUAAAAGACAUGAAAACUCCAAUCAAAGGUGCACCUGGAGUUGAGCUGAACAUCAAGAAAUUCGUACAUCGGGCGGUCAGUUUGGACGACAUAAAGCUCGUGAAGAAUGCAAUGAACACGACUGUCAAUGACGUAGUUGUUGGAGUAACUCAAGCUGGCCUUUCCAGAUAUCUGAACCGUAGAUACGCAGGUGAGGAGCAGAAAGAUGGGCGAGUGAAGCAGAGGAAAACCAAUAUUCCAAAAGGUACCCACUUUAGGGCAACCAUUCUUGUCAAUCUACGAAAAACUGUAGGAAUCCAGGAUCUGGCUGAUAUGAUGGCUAAGGGGUCGAAGACCAGGUGGGGCAAUUUGAUCGGAUACUUGCUCCUUCCCUUCAGCAUUGCUUUGCAAGACGACCCAUUGGAGUAUGUUCGACAAGCUAAGGCCACCAUUGACAGAAAAAAGCUCUCACGUGAAGCUAUAUGCACAUAUUCGUGUGCUGAGUUAGUACUCAGAACAUUUGGAGCCAAGGUUGCUGCUGCCAUAACGCACAGAGCAAUCUCCAACACAACAAUGGCCAUUUCCGGCUUGGUUGGCCCGCAGGAAGAAAUUAGCUUUUAUGGCCAUCCAAUGGCUUACCUUGCUCCUUAUGUUUAUGGGCACCCACAUGCACUGACUUUCCAUUUCCAAAGUUACAUGAACAAGAUGACCAUUGCUUUGUCUGUUGAUCCAAGUGUGAUUCCUGAUCCUCACCUGCUCUGCGACGAUUUAGAGGAAUCGCUCAAACUCAUUCGAGAUGCAGUAGUGAGAAAAGGACUAAUCAAGGAUAUUGUCUAAGAUCAGGAGGAUUGGUACGUACAAAGGGAUUUUUUUUUUUUUUUUUUUUU
Juglans microcarpa x Juglans regia is the source of this 1742-nucleotide messenger RNA. Its product is annotated as O-acyltransferase WSD1-like. Lineage: Eukaryota; Viridiplantae; Streptophyta; Magnoliopsida; Fagales; Juglandaceae. Bases 217 to 1692 code for a protein of 491 amino acids. The transcript has 7 exons. Gene Ontology annotation, cellular component: plasma membrane. Gene Ontology annotation, biological process: triglyceride biosynthetic process. Gene Ontology annotation, molecular function: diacylglycerol O-acyltransferase activity; long-chain-alcohol O-fatty-acyltransferase activity. The record is from RefSeq and is a predicted model, not a curated record.